Messenger RNA from Drechmeria coniospora, 1536 nucleotides. RefSeq lists its product as uncharacterized. The transcript is spliced from 8 exons. Gene Ontology annotation, molecular function: heme binding; oxidoreductase activity, acting on paired donors, with incorporation or reduction of molecular oxygen; monooxygenase activity. NCBI's taxonomy places the organism in Eukaryota, Fungi, Ascomycota, Sordariomycetes, Hypocreales, Ophiocordycipitaceae. The coding region runs from base 1 to 1536 and encodes 511 amino acids. The record is from RefSeq and is a predicted model, not a curated record.
AUGAUCGUCCUCGUCGCCCUCGUCGCCCUGCUCCUCUAUGGCCUCGCCGUAUGGCGCAAGGAACGCACAUCUCCCUUGCGGAAAGUGCCCGGUCCUUGGUACGCGCCAUGGACGUCGUUACCUCUCGCGUACCUGUACUCUCGCGGUACGAUUUGGAAGCAUGUCCAGUCGAGCCAUCAAAAGUACGGCGAUGUCGUUCGGCUUGGUCCUCGAAACGUCUGGGUCGCCAAGCCCGCCCGAGACGUCUUUUCGAAGAAGACGGACUUCCCCAAGACGGCCGUCUACGCCGAGCUGGCCGCGAACCGACACUACCCCGGCUUGGUGGGGGAAAUCCGCAACGAAAAUCACAGGCAACUGAGAAGACUGUUUGAACCGGCCUUCACCACCGGCUCGGUCGACGCAUUGGAGCCCGUCUUCACGAGCUGUCUUGCCGCCUUGAUGGACAACUAUUCCAACAUGGCCGUCCGAGGACUCGACGGCUUCGAUACCGACCUCAUGGUCGAUCUGCAUCAUCUCGCUCUCGACAUAAUCGGAGAAACCUGCUUCGGCCAACGAUUCGGCCAGGUGGACAAAUUGUUCAGCUCCAACUCGACGCGUACAAAGGAACAGGAAGCGUGGUCCAAGAUACCGCGCGCGAUCUUCGAAGGACAGGCGCGCCGAUAUCGGACGGUGUUUCUGAAACGAUUCCUGCGACGCUUCGGUUGGGACAUGACCUUUAGUUGGCCCCAGUUCAUGACCCAAGCCAUAACCAACCUCAUCGACGAGAGGCAGUCACGGGCGAAAGCUGGCGGACAACCCGUCCGAGAGGAUAUUCUCCACCACUUUCUGAACAAUGGACAGGCGGCGACCAAGGGCGAUGCUGGCGCGCCUGCGGGCAUGGAGAUGAACCACCAGUACAUCAUUGAUAACAUGUCGGAGAUUUUCCUGACCGGAUCGGAGACUUCGGCUUACACCAUGACCUGCUUCUGCAUGGAGAUGGCGAGGAACCCAGAUGUCGCAGAGAAGCUGUACGCGUCCCUGCCCGUGCUUGGGCCGCAGGACAGCCUCAUCAGCGACAAGAGCAUCCGAGAGUCGGAAAAUUUUGAGUAUUUGGAGGCAUGCAUCAAAGAGGUCCUUCGACUGCACCCGGUCAUAUCGGAGCUCGGACGACACUGCAUGCGGGAUGAUUACGAGGUCGACGGGUACCGGCUUCCCAAGCACACGAUCCUGUGCGCUUCCGUCAUGAGACUGCAGCGGCACGAGAAGUACUGGCCCCAGCCCAUGAGGUUUUGGCCCGAGAGGUGGCUCUCCGACGAGCCAGAGAGCGUGGAUCCUAGCACCCAAGAGGCGUACAUGCCAUUUUCUCACGGCAACCAUGCUUGCAUCGGCAAAAGGUACGCCUACGCCGAAAUGCGAACCGUUCUCGUCAACCUCUUUUCGCGCUUCCGUGUCACAGAAGUUGCCGAGCAGAAGGUUGACUUCCGGCUCUACGUCACCAUGCAAUUUUACGACAACAGCUGGAAGGCCAAGCUUGUGCCGCGUUGGAAGUGCGGUUGA